CACUGAGCAUGCGCACUACGCCAUAUUGCCUUCCCUACUUCACUUGCAAAACUAAGUGCUUUGGAAAACCUUUAAAAAUUCUGGUUUUAUGAUCUUCUAACCAUAAUUUUUACUUAACGCAGAGAUGGACCCACCUAUGAGCGAUUCUUAUCCUAAAAGUUCUACUGUGCCAAGAAGGCGAAUAACUUCUGUACAUUCUGAGGGCUCUUACUAUAAUCCACCACCAGUUCAGAAGAGAAAUGUCAGACAGAAAGCUCAUCAAAGACACCAGCCUGGUGGGUAUGGUGGUGGUGGUAUGGGGUCCUCCCAUUUGUUUGACGACACCAGUGCAGACCAGCAUGGACCAAUGCCUGGUCCUGGUCAGCAGUAUGCUGGCGUAGAUUUCCUUCAAGCGCCUGUUACUAACAUGGCUUUUCAGUAUGGCACUAACAUGGCAUCACAAGGAAAGGAGUAUGUAGAAAAAAAUCUCGACAGAUUUGUUUCUGUUUCCAAAUUAAAAUACUACUUUGCAGUUGACACUGGCUAUGUUGUAAAGAAACUUGGUUUACUUCUCUUCCCUUUUACACACAAGAACUGGGCAGUCCAGUACAACAAAUCAGAACCUGUUGCUCCAAGAUAUGAAAUAAAUGCACCAGACCUAUACAUUCCUGUAAUGGCUUUUGUCACAUAUGUGCUUGUUGCUGGCCUUGUACUGGGUACUCAAAACAGAUUCACCCCCGAACAGCUAGGAAUCACAGCAAGCUCRGCYCUGAUCUGGUUGGUGGUUGAAAUCAUGGCUAUUMUAUUUUCCAUGUACGUUUGUAAUGUGCAAGCAGAAGUCAAAACUCUAGACUUGCUAGCAUUCUGUGGAUAUAAGUACUUUGGAAUGAUUCUCAGCAGUCUAGCAGGUCUUCUCUUCAAUUCUACUGGAUAUUAUACUGUGUUUAUUUACAUGAGUAUUACUGAUGCUUUCUUUUUGAUUCGAACCCUUCGUCUAAUCAUCAUGCCUGAGACAGAAUCAGAUAGUAUUGCACGUACAAGCAAAAGGCGGAUCUACUUGCUGCUAUUUAUUGCUGCCUUGCAACCUUUCUUUAUGUACUUCUUGACCAACCACUUAAGACCCUCAACAACUACAGUAGAGUCAUAAAGAAAACUUUUUUACAGUAUCUAUCAUUAUUUUUUCAUGACAGUCUAGAUUUCAUGUGUUAUCUUGGUCAUGAAUAUGUAUGAAGUAGAUUUGAUAUUCUAGCACAUCCUAAGAGAAAGUGAAAACUAUGUAGACUGUUGGUUUUCAUGUUGUUUACARCUCUAUGCUGUGUUUAUAAUUUAAGGCAAAGGAUCAAGGCAGAUAAAAGGCAGAUUUGAUCUCCAGUUUAACCUGCAUUCAACUCAUUUAGUUUAUGCUCUGAAGACCUCUGUGAAAGAAAGAAGUCAAAGGAGGAACCAGUAUUUGGACGUGUGCAGGCCCACUCUGGUCAUUAUCUGGUGAAGUUGGCCUGCACACAGACUAGUUGGGAAAGGAUCUUGGCCUAGGCAGGAGAUGGCAAACAACUURAAUAAGGAAUAAUUUGCAGUAUUGCUAUGAAAUUGGUGGCCUUUUGAAACUUCCUUGCGUUUUUUCAUCAGAAGAUUAUUUUGUAAAAAGUAAAAUUAUGCAUAAGUAUGUGGUGCAUUUUUUGAGUGACUGCAUGUCAGAUGAAGCACAUUAAUUGCACUAUUUCACUAUGAUGUCACUGCUUGUUUGUGUGAGGGAUAGAAUUGCCAAAUCGAAUAGAAAAUUCGACAAGAUUUGCUCCUAGCGAAACAGUUUAAUCUAAAAUGGCCUGCUUUUCAGAUAUUAUAUGUGUUAAUAUGUACUAAGAAUAUUCUGAGCAUUUGCUGGCUAUUGUACUUCUCUUCGUAGAUUGAUAUGGGUUUUAGAACAAUUUUCAGUGAAUUUGCGUUGAUUUGACCCUCUCCGACAACCAUGAUCCUUUGCCUUUAAACAAUAGAUUGUUUUGAUGUGACAUCAUAGUGAAAUAGGGCAAUUGUAUGACAACAAUCACUCCAACCUUGAGUAUGAACCAUUAAUUGUUCCAGAGGUCWAUUAUAAUUUUCCUAGAUUAAAUAGUAGUACCUCCUGAGGAGAGUUGGGGGGAGUAAAAGUGCUGUGUCCUACCACUAACAUGACUAUUAAAUCUUUAAAUGACAGAUGACAGAGAACUACCAUUAGAACAAAAUUAUUGUAUGAAAGUUAAUAUUAGAAAUCAAUAAAAUAAUAACAUAACAUAACAUAAAAUAAA
Molecule: messenger RNA, 2261 nt
Organism: Actinia tenebrosa (Australian red waratah sea anemone)
Lineage: Eukaryota; Metazoa; Cnidaria; Anthozoa; Actiniaria; Actiniidae
Product: protein YIF1B-B
Biological process (GO): endoplasmic reticulum to Golgi vesicle-mediated transport
Cellular component (GO): endoplasmic reticulum membrane; Golgi membrane; COPII-coated ER to Golgi transport vesicle
Source: RefSeq, a predicted model, not a curated record